This is a messenger RNA of Hermetia illucens (black soldier fly), 1097 nucleotides long. It is a transcript of the gene Fer2LCH, whose product is annotated as ferritin heavy polypeptide-like 17. Gene Ontology annotation, biological process: intracellular iron ion homeostasis; iron ion transport. The coding region runs from base 255 to 938 and encodes 227 amino acids. Gene Ontology annotation, cellular component: cytoplasm. Lineage: Eukaryota; Metazoa; Arthropoda; Insecta; Diptera; Stratiomyidae. The transcript has 3 exons. Gene Ontology annotation, molecular function: ferrous iron binding; ferric iron binding. The record is from RefSeq and is a predicted model, not a curated record.
UCGAGUGCAAAAGCAAACGUCGUCAUCUCCAUUCGUGUUCGAAGAUUAUUGUUGAUAAGUUGUGCUGCACUAGCAAAUAAAUUAGUUUCGCGCAGAAGAUCGGUCGCCAUUAUCACUUUGGAAAGUGUCCGGUAAUUUCCAAUCUUAAACUCAAUAAAAAUCGGGAAUUUCAGCCCCAGUGAGAGCUAAAUCCAAGGUACACAUUGCUGUCAAGGAGAAAAGUUUCCGUACAAAAACAAAAAUUUUUAAUCAACAUGAAAGCCUUUGUCGCAGUUACGUUAGCCACCCUUUUAGCGGUCGUAUAUGGCGCAGACGUCGAUGUGUGCCACAGUAGCGUGUUGACCGCUUGCGACGGGCGGGAAGGAGGGGAGGUUGCUUGCAACUCUUUGCACGGAGGUUUCAAACAUGCCGAGAGGGACAUGCAAUCGUACGUGAAUUCGCAACUUGCAACAUCAUAUGACUACUUGCUCCUGUCUACCCACUUCAACUCCUACCAGAAACACCGACCAGGCUUCGAGAAGCUGUUCAAGGAGCUCUCUGACAAAGCCUGGGAUAAUGCUGUGAACCUCAUUAAAAAAAUUACGCAAAGAGGCGGUGUCACAAAUCUUAAUGAGAAGCACGAAAUUCCAUCAACUAUUUCUCGUGGCAAGCAACCAAGUCUGGAAGUUGAUGAACUCCACUCAUUGGCCCUGGCUCUGGAUUCUGAAAAGAAAUUGGCUGGCGAUGCUCAACGUAUUCACCGCCGCAUUUCCCGAUUGGACAAGGAAGAACAUUACGAUCCUGAAGUCAGUCACUUCAUAGAGGAGAAGUUCCUGGAGGAACAAGCCAGCACCAUCCGUAAACUUUCUGGGUAUGCCAAUGAUUUGGCUAAGCUCGUGAGCGUUCCGGAUCCUUCACUCAGCGUUUAUUUGUUUGACGAGUAUCUUCAAAAACAAUAAAUGGACGGUGUUCGCCAACCUAGGGAUUAUUUUUCGAGGAUUCCCUUCUAGCUAUAUCGUUUUGAAAAUUUUUGUGUAGACACGGAAAUUAUAUGUUUAACUUCAAUUCAUUAUUUUGUGAUAGAAGUAUCUGAAAUAAAAAUUAUUCAUUAAAGGCAA